Messenger RNA from Cantharellus anzutake, 1158 nucleotides. RefSeq lists its product as uncharacterized. The record is from RefSeq and is a predicted model, not a curated record. The transcript has a single exon. Bases 340 to 939 code for a protein of 199 amino acids. Lineage: Eukaryota; Fungi; Basidiomycota; Agaricomycetes; Cantharellales; Hydnaceae.
GUCUCUACAUAUAUUCGAGUUUGGCAAGUGGCUUGUCCCUCGCCUUUGCUAUCAACCAGGGAUCCCCCUUAGUGUGAACCGGUGCGUGUUCCCUGGGUACAUGAGUUGAAGAUGUUCAUCUCCAGUUCGUCUGAGCAAUUCUGCCACAUAUUCCUCUGUUGUUAGGUUAGCUCCCUUGGGAUCACACGUUGGGGGUAUAUGGCUACAUAGAUGGAACAACGGGCUCAUAAUCAGUGCUAUCUAUAUAAGAUAGUAUUGAUUAUGAGUCUGUUGUUUGAUUGAAUUUAAUAUCCUGACCACAACCUGAUUUUCUCAUACUUCGUGUCGAAUUGUUUAACCAUGAGCAUGUGGAUUGUGACUAGAGUGGCAACAAAGGCUGCAGCUGCAGUGGCAUUGACCACUUUUUGGACGAUGUACUUUGCCUUGUACUUUUCUUUGAGAGGAUCGCAACAGCUCCUACAGAGAUUCUCCAAAGGCUCUCCACUGGUCCACGCAGGCGUUCGUUCUCCAACACUUGUGUGGAUCCUGUCACGUUUAUCUCACCUGGCAUCGCACUGCCCAUUGGAGGCAUCACCGUUGAAACUGGAAAAAAAAAAAAAGACUCCACAUGAAAGAAUCCUGUUGCACGUUCUUCCGAAUUCUACAACGGCGAGAUUGUGGACGAAUCUUUGUACAGAGGUUCCGCGGAUUUCGACGGUCAUACGUCCGGAAAUCGGGCAAUGGACAAUGCCCUACCUGGGGCUACCUCCAUCAAAGGCGAUUUUCACUAUUUCUGCGCUCUCUCUCAGAUAUAUUCAGGAGAUUUGGCACUCUAUAUCUCCGCCAGUCUGCCCUCUCUUUGUUCUCAAGGCUCAAAACCGACUUUCCGCCCCUAUAAUUGAGAAAAUCGCACCCCGAAAACAAUCACCCAUCACCGGCCGCCACCCCAUCGCCGUUUAACGGCGAUUGAGAAAGAUUUCUUGGCACAGUGCCACUUGUACCUGUCGCUCCGCCACGUCAAAUAUCCUGAUGACCAACAGUGGAUCCUGUUCAUCCUAUCGCAUAUGAAGGAAGGGACGGCCGCCUUGUGGGCCUCCCAAAGGAUCAACGCAUACCUUUCCCCAAACGCUGCAAUCCCGACACUCGAGAACUUCCUCCAAGAACUGAAGGAAAUGUUUG